This is a messenger RNA of Xiphophorus maculatus (southern platyfish), 1451 nucleotides long. RefSeq lists its product as uncharacterized. Gene Ontology annotation, biological process: response to bacterium. Bases 243 to 1271 code for a protein of 342 amino acids. The transcript is spliced from 5 exons. The record is from RefSeq and is a predicted model, not a curated record. NCBI's taxonomy places the organism in Eukaryota, Metazoa, Chordata, Actinopteri, Cyprinodontiformes, Poeciliidae.
UAUAGUGACCAAUGAUUAAGUAGCGUUAUCCCAGAUAUGUCUUGGAUAACUUCUACCAACCUGGAAUGUAAUAGUUCCCUUUGUAAAUCGAGAUGACCGAGUCUCAACCAUGAACACUGAAAGCAGACACUGAUCACAUGAGGCUUGAGUCCACUCUGAUUGGCUUGUCACAACCAGUCUUGUCUCUAGGAAGUAGAGCACAUUAAGAGAUUCUAUCAGUGAAGCAAAACCAUUUAAAGAAAAUGACUCCUCUUAUGUUUAUUGGCUAUGUGACAUGUCUGAUCCUGGAAACUUUGGUUCGUUUGGAAGCUCAGACUCCAUCACCGUCUUUGCAUUUUGAAUCGGUCAGCGUCGGCUCAAAUGUGACUUUAAAGUGUUUCUAUAAAGAAACUGAUGGAGUGAUUUUCUACUGGUAUAAACAAACUCCAGGGCAGAAACCACAGCUGAUGUCAGAGUUUUAUAGAUAUAAGAGAAAUGGCUCACUUACGGGUGAAUUUUGCAAUGAUCCACGAUUUGAGCUGGAAACUGGCAAAGACAAAAACCACUUGAGGAUCUCCAGUGUGCAAAUGUCAGACUCUGCUACUUACUACUGUGCAGGAGUUCAUACAUAUCUGUAUACAUUUUUAGAGGGCAUUACAGUCCAUGUAAAAGAACCAAAUCUGAACAUUUGGACCUUGGUCGAUCAGUCCAGAUCUGAGAUCAACCGGCCAGGAGGUUCUGUGACUCUGAAGUGUACGGUACAAAGUGGGACCUGUGAUGGGCAACACAGAGUUUUCUGGUUCAGAAACUCUGAAGAACACCUUCCAGAGAUCAUUUACACCAAUGGAGCCAGUGAUGACCAGUGUAAGAAGAAGCCAACCACACAGGCACACAGCUGUGUGUACAGCCUAUCCAUAGAGAGUCUGGACGCGUCCAAUGCCGGGACCUACCACUGUGCCGUUGCCUCAUGUGGACACAUUCUGUUUGGAAAGGGGAUGCAGCUGGACUAUGAGAAAAAGUCUGACUCCCCUGUCCUGCUGUACGUCUUGAGUGGAGCUUUAGCAGUCAGCAUCAUCAUGGUGGUAAUUCUGGCUCAAAAACUGCACAAGACCAAGUCCUGCAAAGACUCUCCAGACAGAUCCUCCGCAGCCUCCGCUCUAAAUGCAGAUGAUUACGAGGAUGCAGAAAAUCUCCAUUAUGCUGCUUUAAGCAGUAAUAAACUCAGCAGAUCGAGAGGGAAGAGGGACGCCACCAGUGAAGUUGUGUACUCCAGUGUUGGGCCUCAGAACUGAAGUUGCUUCUUUGUGUGGUUAUGCUAAUGCAGUGGUUCCCAAAGUGUGGGGCGCGCCCCCUAGGGGGUGCGCCGUGCCAUUGCAGGGGGAGCACAAGAAGCGAUAUGGAUGAAAAACCCCCAAAACAAAACAGUUACACAAAAGUGUUUCACUGUUAAGAUGGUUUGUAGUUUGUUUUGU